GCGCUCCCGCUUGCCAAGUGCCCAGUUCACUCGCGGGCCGCAAUUAAUCUGGCACGGACUCAUUGCCUCCUAGCGCUUUCUCGUUUGCAAGAGCUAUGUGCUGCUCUGUUGCUCGCCUUGCCCAACGGUGCAUGUCACAUAUAUCAUUUCGCGCAUUUCUAUUCACGACCACCUCCAAACUUUCACCUGCCUUCUCCCCUCUUCGGUUCUCCUUUUUCUUGGCUCCCCACAGCCGUCCGUCUCCUAGGCGCCGUCAGAGUGGUCGAGGGCGACGUGUGGGACCCCAACCUGCUCAAUUCCACCUCGAAGGAAUUUCGCAUCAAGUCGGCCAAGUAUGCCAACAUGCUCGAAGCAGCAUGCAGGAAGUCACCGCGGCUCAACAGUUCUUUGAGCAAAGUCACUAUCUACGCUUUCCGACGAGGGAGCCUCAUCGUGCUGUUCGAGGUCGAGGUCGACAAGCGCCACACGCCCGCCGUCGCCGACCUGGAGAGCGAGUUCCGGGAGACGCUACGGCGUGAAGCCGAGAAGGGACCCCGAGGCGCGUUCGGCCGGCUCAAGAUCGACUGGAACGCCAUACAGAUGACGGGUGAGCACCGAGACACGCACCGCCGCCGCCGUUCGACCGCCUUUCCUGCGAAGCAAAUGCCCGAAAACAGUUUGCUCCGUCCGGGUAGCUCCGUCGACGAAGAGAGCACAAUGGGCAGCAGCGCUACGGUGGACUACUACGACCGGGGCGGCGAUCAGGAGCAGCAGGAUUCAGACCAGUGGAUCAACCAGCACAGUCAGGAUCCGAGCGAUUAUUUCGCGCAACACGACAACGAAAGUUCGCCAGGGGCCGCCACCAGCGCGGACUCUUGGCAGCCCUUCUUUCCAGAACAGACAGAGGGCGGCGAGCGGCCGGAAGGCGAGGUCGGCGAAGUCACGUGGGAGACCGCUCCCGAGCUGUCCGAAGACGACGAUUCUCACUACGAUGUCGCGCACGAUCGUCCAGAAUCCAGCUCGAGUCAACAGCAUCAGGGAGGUCACGCCGCCGCUGCCGUUAACGAGAACGGAAGCGCAGUCGAGACGACCGUCACGGAGCCCGUAGACACGACGGAAGAAAGGUACCCGCACGUCACCGACGCGUCGCCGCCAACGGGGACACCGCGCCCCGUUGCAACUAGUCAGGAUAUGCUUACGCAUAAGCACGGCUCGGAACUGACCGAACUUACCGUGGGAGCUGGAGUCGUAGUCAAGGCCAACGGAAACCCGGCGCAUGCGUCCACAAGAAACGCCACUAAGGCAAUACCCGUUAGGCCUCUCCUUGUGAGCUCCAAAGACGGGCAGGAGUCAUCGUCUCCGUCGGUUUCUGUUGAGGGUCCCAACGUCGCAAGCUCCACUACCUCACCACCCGUGCGAAAACCGGUGUUGCACACGCAAGUGAGCGGGACUGCUGUUUCUCUCGCAAACGGUGAAUCAAGCGCCGAGGGUCCUCCUGUUUGGCGGCCGUACAAACCACUAUCCUCCUCGGAAAUCAGAGUGGGCGGAACGCCGUCAAGUAAGCCGACUGAAGGGAGUUCCGAAAAACCGACGCAGGGUAUCGGGCAAGCCUGGCAGAUACACUUAGACGAUCCGAGUACCCACGCAGGACCCGGCAUGGCGUUGAAUUACGGAGCGAGACCCUCCCAGACGGCGACGAACGUCGGCUCCACGCACGAGUCUUCGGCAACGAAGAUGCGUGACAAGACACUGGCUUCCGGUAUCUCGUUGUCCGUGGGGACCGGUCUCUCAGUUCACCAACAGCCGUCCGUCCAGAAGAACAAUCACAGGAAAGAAGUGACAACACCCAAGCCUACCACGUCGACCACAGAGUUCCAGAUCGGCGUGGGUCUCUUCGUGCGGCCACCCGUCGUCAGCGGCAGCGACAAAAGCCAAGGAACUCGCGUGCAGCAGACCACAAAGAAACCAGAGCCACAGUUCAUCGACCUUACUGCGGGCCUAGAUGGUCUCCCAACGAAAGACAAGGGCCAUAACCCAGCCAACCCAGUACCACCGGAGAGACCUGCGCCAGGACCGGCUUCGGAACCUUCCUGGCGUCCAGGGACAGCGCCACCUCCUAGCAUAGUUUCAGCACCGGCUCCCGAGAUCGCGUCCAAGCCGGUACGAAAGCCCGCGUCAGAAUACUCAGAAUUUGAAGCUGUUCUUCCUCCCAGUGGACCUGUUGUUGUCCAUCAAGACAGAAACAAUGAAAGCGCAUUCAUUCCGAUAGUCCAUCAGGGCACAAAUAGAACUACAUUCAUUCCUGUAGCCCACCAAAACACAAAUAAUGAAACUUCUUUCGUUGCGGUAGUUCAUCCGGACAGAGACAGCGAAACUAAAUUCAUUCCGGCCGUCCACCAAGACGGAAGCAAUCAAACUGCUUUCAGUCUUGCCGGAGGGAUGCGCGAGGGACAUGAACUCAAGAACCCCGAGAUGAACAUCACUUCCAUCUCCAUUUAUCAGACGGUGAGCACCAGCAGCGGAGACCACUCCGAGGUGCACUCGGUCAUCUACUCGGGCGGACAGAACUCCGGUGGCAUCGCCAAGUUCAUCUCCGGCGACUUGCCUUCCAAGCCCGGCGCGUACGACUCCAAGUACACGCCCAAUGACGAGAAAGGUACCGACUUCUACGACAAAGGCAGCAAGAACGGCGAUAAGUUUGGCUACCGGCCUCCGUCGACCACGGCCAGUCCCGCGCUGAAGGUGGUCACGCGCGUGUCAUACAGCGUGGUCACCAACGCGCCCCUCACCAAGGAGUCCGUGCACGAAAACGACAUCACCAAGCACGGAGAAGGCAACGGGCUCAGCGGCGACUCCGCAGCGGACCACACGUCCACCACACCCCUCGUCGUGCCGACGACGUCGAAGCGCGACUGCGACUACCUGAAAGAGAUCAAGUGCAAGAGUGGCGAGUGCGUACCCCACUCGGCGCUGUGUGAUCGCCGCCUCGACUGCCGGGACGGCUCGGACGAGCGCAACUGCUCUUGCAAGGAUUACCUCAAGCACGAACAGUUGCAGCACAAAGUUUGCGAUGGCAUUCUCGACUGUUGGGACUUGGCGGACGAAAUUCAUUGUCCCUGGUGCAGUCCCGAGAUGUUCGUGUGCCCCGGAGCCAAGCAGUGCAUACCUCAGCACAAAGUGUGCGACGGCCAUCACGACUGCCCCUACGGACUGGACGAAGUUCAGUGCGUGGGUCUGGUGGACGAAGAGGAAGAGGCCACGUCCAUGUCCUCGGGCCAGGGCUACCUGCAGCUGAAGCGCAACGGCAUCUGGGGAAAGCUGUGUGUCGACCGGUUCCCGCGGUACCUGAGCAACGGCACCUGGUCCCUCGGGGAGAUCGGACACGCGGCCUGCAACACCCUUUCUUACAGGAAAGUGCUCGCCAUACGGAGAUCGAAGGACAAGAAGCACGACGACGGCAGCCGUUACUUUGAGAUGAGACACGAAGAUGACGAGAAGUCGAACAUCGCUCUCAUGUACAAGGAGACGGACUGCCCGAGGAAAGAGGUGCUACACAUCAAGUGCUCAACUCUUGAGUGCGGCAUCCGCCCGCUGGGCACGUCGCUGCGGCAGCGCAUCGUGGGCGGCCACAGCUCGGCUCCGGGAUCCUGGCCCUGGCAGGUGGCGCUGUACAAGGAGGGCGAGUUCCAGUGCGGGGCUGCACUCGUCAGUGACCGCUGGCUCGUCACUGCAGGACACUGCUUCUACAACACGCUGACGUCCCACUGGGUGGCACGGAUGGGCAUGCUUCGUCGCGGCACCGAGAUGCCUUCCCCAUUCGAGGUGGUGGCAAGCAUCUCGCACGUCGUCAUCCACCCGGAGUACGUGGACAAGGGCUUCGCCAACGACAUCGCGCUGCUCAAGCUGGACAAGCCCGUAGACUUCAGUGAUUACAUUCGACCCAUCUGCUUGCCGAGCGACGGUGAGACGGAGAGGCCGAGACACACAUCGUUCUGCGUGGCCGUCGGAUGGGGAAAGCUGCUCGAAGUGGGACGCCUGUUCCCGGACACGCUGCAGGAGGUGCCGUUACCGGUGCUGACGACCGAGGAGUGCCGCCGGAGGACGCUCUUCCUACCGCUGUACAACAUCACGGAGAACAUGUUCUGCGCCGGAUACGAGAGGGGAGGCAGGGAUGCCUGUCUGGGGGACUCUGGAGGACCGCUCAUGUGCCAGAAGGUGGACGGCCGGUGGUCGCUGGUCGGGGUGACCAGCAAUGGCGACGGUUGCGGACGUCCGGGCAGGCCCGGCGUCUACACCAAAGUGAUGCGCUACUUGCCCUGGAUUCACAACACCAUGGAGAGCAAUCCGUCACCCAAGCCACCGAGCGUGUGCAAGGGGGUGCGCUGCCGUCUCGGACGUUGCAUCACCCAGGAACAUCUGUGCGACGGCACCAAGGACUGCUUCGACGGUCGCGACGAGGAGGACUGCCCCAUCGGCAGCGGCUGAAGUCGUCGAUCGCCAUCGAGUAGCACCCUGUGUUCGACCGUCGUGGUUUCGUUGCAAGGGCUCUUGCUUUUUUUGGCCAAACUUGCACUGUGAUAGAUACACCCCCCUCCCCCUUUCUUUCUUUUCUUUUUUUUUUUAUUCCAGAACUCCCGUGUUGUGUGCCGUCGUGUAUAGUCCUCGUUCCAGUCUUCGUCGUCCGUGGGCAUUGUGUGUCUUCGGUGUCGCGUCCCCGCGUCGUGGUAUUACUACAAUAGUACGGGCGUCCACACUUUUGCCCAGAAAACGCUUGGACUGUGCGCUAAAGAGCAAGUAAAUCGAUAUAUUUACGCUGCUGCUUGGUUUACGAGGCAUUAGAGAGUCUUUGCGUACCGCUACCGCACUACCGAAACCGUUCCUGCAACCUGCGAGUUUUGAACGUACCGUAUAACUAAGCUACGACAGCUGCACGACUUAGCUAUGCAGAUAUGUGACAGGUUGCGGAGAGAGUGAAGGUGGAACGCUAACGGUAUGCUAAAGCUCACUAAUGCUUUUGAGCAGCGCUAACCACAUGGACGUGGUGGCCACAUAGUAUUCACUCCGGUACCUCGAACCUCCUGUGCUACUUGUUUUGCAGCGCAGAGCUCCGGCGUUUUCUACAAAACAUUCGUGGAUGUCCGUAUGCACUUGUGUGUCAGGAAAACAUCGUGCUACUCGGUGCCAACUGCUGCAGGAACGCUCACGAAAAGAAAAAAUAGAGUGCGCGACCUCAGCCCGUAUACCCCACCUGAAGGCUUUCUGCGUGUGUGUUGUGGGAGAUUUCUCCAAAGGGACCGACGAUAUCGAGGGUACGAGGGGGCACCGUACGUUUUCCCAAGUGCGAGUCAUCACCACCUCUCAUUCUGUGCGUCAAAGCUAAUUCAGUGUCAGCAUGAUCUCCGCUCUAACGUACGUACACGUGUGAUGCCGGGUAACUAUAUACACUGCGCUAUACUAACUGUACCGCAUUGUUCGGCGAAGCCAAGCGUAGUAACGCGUUUUAGGCUGCGCGAGUACGCUCGAAAGCUAAAAGUUGUGCGCGGCGGGAAUGGUGCGCGAUUAACCAAUGUUGUAACAGCUUGUUUUAACAGCUUUAACAGCUGUCGUAACAGCUUAGAAACAAAUUGUGCGCGGUCCGGUUCAAACGAUCUUUUGAACGCAUCAUCUGAAAGUCGCUAACUUGAAAUCGUGUCGUGUUACAUGCACGACGCCAGUACGUCCCGCUUCCCCCCUAAUCCAUCAUGACAUAUUGUGUGGCCAGGCGAUAGCAUAGCCACCCGCACAUCUUCACAGGUCGCCACAUGCCCCUUGCUAUAUAUAGCGUCCUGCCGAAAGGCGUCACCGCUAACUCCACAUGUGCAUCGUUUACAACGCUCGCUGAACGCAUCAUUCACAUAACACUUGUGUCGAACACGGCAAACUCAUCUUCGAGAGCAGCUAAACAAGGUAGGGAAGCGCAGAGCUCAAUGAACAAAAAAAAAAAAAAACAUCACGUUGCAUUCCAUAUCGCUUUCCCUCUAGUCAGCCCGGGGCAACCCACUCAAACUUAAUCACUAGGCUCACGUAAUUUAUGUGUUCACCUUUCAAUUAAAUGGUCCGCGUAAAGGUAUGAAUGUGUUUUGUAUGUUUCUGGUGUCGCCGUGAUGUGUUUGAAUAAAGCAAAAAUGUGGUGACUGCCAA
This is a messenger RNA of Dermacentor andersoni, 6159 nucleotides long. Lineage: Eukaryota; Metazoa; Arthropoda; Arachnida; Ixodida; Ixodidae. The record is from RefSeq and is a predicted model, not a curated record.